CUAGCAUCUUACUAGCAUUUCUCCUCAAGAACCAAGACCCAGGAGCCAGGGCGGUCACCUAGGAUAGCCAAGCAUCGAGGGACAAGAGAAACUGGAGGAGGAAAAGGAGUCUGGGCGGGGAAGCCCAGAAUCAGCCACAGCUCGGCAAGAGGUGGAGCAGAGCUCCCCCGCAAAAAAAAAGGCGGAGCAGAGCGAGCAGAACAAGGAAAGCACCAAGGGAGGCAAGGAAGAAUAUCAAGAAGAGUGGAGUCAAGGCAUCCUCCCCAACCAGAUUUAGAUAGCAUCAAGUACAGGGGGCGUCGCACAAACCAGAAAGGGGAAAAACAUGGUGAAUGCUAGCGAACUUGUGAAAUGGUCCUUAGUAUUUGAAAAUAGUGACAGCGCGGCGCUUAUGAGAAUUGAGUUCCUAGUUGUGGCUAUUGCAGCUAUCUUCCUCCUGAUGUCAUUCUUGGACAUGUACCGUCGUCAGUGCCGCCACUCCGCCAUCAAGUACCUCUUACUUGUCCUCGACGCCAUAAGUGAUUCCUCAUUCAUCUACACAAUUGGACUGAUGCAGAGUGCGCCCUUCAAGAAAGAUCUGUUUUCAAUAUGGGCGCUGGUAUUGGUCAACCUCCGGUUCAAUGCUUGCUUCAUCUCAGCAUACGGCAUCCCUGACCAAGACAACAGCCGCAUAACCGAGGGCGCCAGGGUGAUGUCACUUCUAGGGGUGGCCUUCUUAAUCGGCACACAGAACAGUCAGUUUAAGCAUCCGAUCUGGGUGCUCUGGGCAAUGCAGCAAGUGAGAAGUAAAUACCUAAUAGUUGCAUACAAUAAAGCGACAGGAUCCUUCUUGCACGGUCGGAGCUCGCCACUUCUGACAGCAUAUAUGGGUACCGAUGCUGGUAUCUGUAAGGAGGGGAAUCCGACCACAAUGAACGAGUACAAGUACUUGGUCUCUGGAGAUCAGGAUCAGAAGGUCAAACUGCAGGCCCCUGAGUAUAAAUUUUAUCUGAAAGUUGAGUCAGAGGGAGAUCAGGAGCAGAAGGCGCCUUGGUAUAAAUUGUAUCUGAACCUUUCAAAAACAAUUUUUGGUCUGAAAGUUGAGUCAGAGGGGCGGUUCAUCACUCUUGAUAAGACUUGGGAGCAGCUCAAAAACCAGCAUUCAGACACCGAUGCAGGGGGCGGCCAACGAUCAUGGGCCAAAGACCUGUGCCUGUCCUUUGCACUAUACCGACUACUCCGUUGCAGAUUUGACGACUUACCCCUGCCAGACGAGAGCCUUACAAGCACCAGAAAAUUAAUGUAUGAAAUUAUUGGCAAGAAGGACGAAGAUUUGUCUACACAAACAGACCAUCAUACUCAGGGAGCAUUCAACGGAGAUUUGCCUACACAAACAGACCACCAUACUGAGAGAGCAUUCAGCGGAGAUUUGCCUGCACAAACAGACCACCAUGCUGAGAGAGCAUUCAGCGCAGAUUUGCCUGCACAAACAGACCACCACGCUGAGAGAGCAUUCAGCGCAGAUUUGCCUGCACAAACAGACCACCACGCUGAGAGAGCAUUCAGCGCAGAUUUGCCUGCACAAACAGACCACCAUGCUGAGAGAGCAUUCAGAGGAGAUUUGCCUGCACAAAUAGACCAUGCUGAGAGAGCAUUCAGAAUUGCUAAGUUGGAGCUUGCGUUCCUCAACGACUACUUCUACACAAGAUACCCCAUCCUUUUUUGGCGUGGCUUCCCACUGAUUUUUGCUUGGUACCCUCUCCUGACCAUUGCUCUCAUCGCUUGGCUUGGAAGGGACAUCCACAAACUCUACAAGCCUAAGGUGGGAGAAACUGCCCACGUCGUGCACGGGGUCAACGUUGAUCUCAUCAUCACAUGGAUAUUCAUGUGCAUUAUCGUGCUGAAGGAGUCUUGGAAGGUGGUCACCUACUUGCUGUCUGAUUGGACUAAGGUGAUGCUGCUGUGCGAAUACAGUUCGCGCACCCUGAAGUGUAUUCCACAGUGGCUGUGGGAGUUCUUGGUUCGGAUCUUGUGCACACCAAGAUGUAGAAUUGUGCGCCGUUGGCACAAUAAGAUCGGUCAGUAUGAAUUCUUGCAGUCAUUUGGUCACAAUCCUAGGAACAUUUUUUACUGGUUAAGCCUUGGCUUGGUCCCAAAAGAAAUUAGAGGUGCAAAAGUAGGCAGCCCAACGGAGCUGCCAGAGGAUGUGAGAGCCGCCGUUCUCAAGUCACUUUGCUCAUUAGAUCUUAAGCAGAACUCACUAAAGUCAGACCUGCCGACUGAUGUUAAGCAGUUCAACUUCGAGUGGACUUUCAAACUGGGUACAUGGUGCCACAGCAUUCUUGUGUGGCAUAUAGCAACAAGCCUGUGUGAGAUUGAGCUUGCUCAACGCUACAACACAAGCUUAACGACUUCUGAGUUACUGUGUGCAAUCAAGACUGCUCUCAAUUGUUUCUCCUCCCAGCCAUAUCUUAUAAAGGAAGACAGAAUUGAAGGGUGGCUCCGAGCUAAUUAUAUAGCCGCCAACAGUAUAUCACGCUACUGCGCCUAUCUGCUUGUUAUAGAACCAGAUUUGCUACCUGACAGUUUCUUAACUGCCGAUGACUUAUUCAGAAACACCGUCGAUGAGGCUUUAGAUAUCCUGAAAGGCUGUGACACCCUGCAAAGCAUAUACAGAAGGCUGAUUCGAGGAGUGCCUCAACAAGACGAUCAAAAAAUGGACAGAUUAAGGACCCAUCCCAAUACGAUACUUGCGAGUGCUGCACGCCUUGCUUGGUCUCUGAUUCAUGAGAUCCCAGAUGAAGUAGUUCGCUGGAAGGUCCUCGCAGAAGUCUGGGCCGAUAUACUGGUACACACAGCCCCCUCAUGGAAUGCCUCGGCUCACAAGAAAUGCCUUGCAACAGGUAGUGAGUUCAUAACUCAUAUAUGGGUCAUUCUUUCUCAUUGCAACGUCCACAGCAGCAAGCGCUGGCCAUACCAAGAACCCCCACAGGAUGACGAUGACGACGACAACCAAGCAAGUGAACGGCAAGAAGUGGGAGCGCCAGCGCCAUCACAGGAACCGACUGUGGCUGGUGAUGGACUGUUGGCACAGGAAGGGCCAGCGAGGGUUCUGUCAAAUGGAGCACUACAAGAACAAGACCAAACAUCAAGUCCAACUCUAGGACAGCAUUUAACCACAAAUGGCCAACAACUUGCUCAGAAAGAAACAGAAGAACACAAUGAAAUACAAGAGGUCAGAGCCGAUUGGAAAGGAUGACACAUCUCAUUUGCAUAAUUGAAUAUUAAUGUUCAAAAAUGUCAUCGAUGUACUUUUCUUGCCCCUUUUCAGAAAGAUUGUAUGAGUCCUUCGCAGUGACCACAUUAACUGCUUCUCAGCGUUGAACAUGUAUGGGAUUUAUCUCUGAAUUCUAGUUUAUGGGAUUUAUCUCUGAAUUCUAUGUCUGUAUGUUGAACUAUCAAGUGAAUGCCCUCUUGGAAAAG
This is a messenger RNA of Triticum dicoccoides, 3462 nucleotides long. RefSeq lists its product as uncharacterized. The record is from RefSeq and is a predicted model, not a curated record. The coding region runs from base 326 to 3238 and encodes 970 amino acids. Lineage: Eukaryota; Viridiplantae; Streptophyta; Magnoliopsida; Poales; Poaceae. The transcript is spliced from 2 exons.